Microdochium trichocladiopsis is the source of this 902-nucleotide messenger RNA. Its product is annotated as Sas10/Utp3/C1D family-domain-containing protein. Gene Ontology annotation, molecular function: RNA binding; DNA binding. NCBI's taxonomy places the organism in Eukaryota, Fungi, Ascomycota, Sordariomycetes, Xylariales, Microdochiaceae. Gene Ontology annotation, biological process: maturation of 5.8S rRNA; regulation of gene expression. Gene Ontology annotation, cellular component: nucleolus; exosome (RNase complex). The record is from RefSeq and is a predicted model, not a curated record. The coding region runs from base 115 to 714 and encodes 199 amino acids. The transcript has 2 exons.
AGCUAAGGUUAGGCCUUCUAUCGUUCAAAGCUCCAGCUGUGCAGAGACACUACUAGUUCAGCAAAACCAUCUACCGAACGCCAACCACAUACCAGCAGCUCCCUUGACGCGACGAUGGCAGACGUUGCAGACAUCCUGCCUCAGCUGGAGCAGCUGGAUGGCGAGAUUGACGACCUCGAGGAUGUCCUCGAACCUCUACUUGGCAGCCUAGCAGACGUCGCGGCCAAGCUGCCUCUCUUAGACAAGGCCAAGCUCUACGUACUUGCCACAUACUCAAUCGAGUCAAUGCUCUUUUCUGCCCUGCGGCUCAACAGCGUAGACGCAAAGGAACAUCCUGUGUUCAAGGAGCUCACGCGUGUCCGCCAGUACUUUGAGAAGAUCAAGAACAUUGAGAACCCGCCACAAAAGCCAGACAUGAAGCUCGACAAGCAAGCGGCGAUCCGCUUCAUCAGGGCAGACCUGGCCGACAACAGCGAGGUAAACACCCAGCUCACAGAGAUGAUUGCAAAGGAGCGGGCCAAGGCCGCUCUCCAGGCGCGGCAGCAGAAGGGCGAGAAGCGCAAAGCCGGCGAUCCGCUGCAGUCCACCGAGGCAUCCGGCGAGGAGGGUGCCGAGGAUAGCAAGGCCGAGAGCGAGCCAGCCGCCAAGAAGUCGAAGAAGAGCAAGAAGAAUAAGGACAAGAAGAAGUCAAAGGAAGGGAAAAGCGCGAAAUGAGGCAGUCGUUGUCUCGAGGUACAUAUCCAGUCACGCUUCCACAACCGCCUAUGGGCAAGGGGGCAUCCCACAAGUUAGGACAUUGCCAUCUUGUCUCGCCACGCCGCUCUCCUGGGGCCUGAAACGCAGCACACGCGCGCGCGGUGUUGCAGCCCCUCUCGAUCAAUAAAGGUCAGCGCCUCGAGCCC